Cotesia congregata is the source of this 387-nucleotide messenger RNA. The record is from the annotation of a GenBank genome assembly. NCBI's taxonomy places the organism in Eukaryota, Metazoa, Arthropoda, Insecta, Hymenoptera, Braconidae.
AUGAAGGCGAUGGUUGUCAGCCCAGUCGGUGGACGCGUACCCCCAACACGUGGAAUUCACAGCAAUUUGGGCAUAAAUGGAACUCGUCGGGACUUAGAAGCCGAAGAAGUAGCAGCAUAUCUCACCAAAUUGAGGUCUUUGGUGCCCGACAUGCCACGCAAGAGAAAACUUUCGAAACUUGAAGUAAUCCAGAGGGUCAUUGAGUACAUCUGUGAUCUACAGACGACAUUAGAAGAGACAAAUAUUAAUAAUUCUGAAAGUUCUGUUCCAAAUACCCCACCAACUAUUAAUAAUAGCAGUGUAAUCAGUAAAUCCGCAAGCAGACAACCUCUGCAGCCUUUGCUGAACGCCGCCACAACUGUUUCGGCAAUAGCCAUCGAACGGUGA